Molecule: messenger RNA, 1386 nt
Organism: Lotus japonicus
Lineage: Eukaryota; Viridiplantae; Streptophyta; Magnoliopsida; Fabales; Fabaceae
Exons: 7
Coding region: 129-1283 (384 amino acids)
Source: RefSeq, a predicted model, not a curated record
AGCAGUAGUUGAAUACGAGGAUCUAGGGUUCUAACUGAGUGCAAAGGAGGAGGAGUUCACGCGGAGCAUGAAGUUGAUUGGGGAAGCGUGAAGCUGAUUCUCGGUGAUAGCACCGUUUCAGAAGCACAAUGGUUUGGUUACCAGCGACACUCACCAUAACCACGUUAACACUAACACUCGCUACCAUUUGCUUCUCCUCUGGUAUCGCAUUGAAGAGAAAAUGGGAUGUUCUCAACUCCAAGAUUCGUGAACUGGAGGAAUCUCUCAAGUCUUGCUCUGAUAAAUGCGCCUCUGAGAGGCAAGGUCGAAUUAGGGCUCAACAGGCCUUGAGAAAAGGGUUAGCACAACCUCAAUCUGAAAAUCAGAAGCUCAAUUAUUAUCCCAUGAUCCCAAUUGCUACUAUCCACUCAUGCUUCUCUACCAGGAAUGGGACACCAAGGCAACCGUUACUUGUACCACUUGCUAGAGCAAGCUUGGUUUUCAAUGCAACUCGUGUUCCGCCUGCAUCUCUUGAGGGUCUGGCUGAAUAUUCUCAUUGUUGGGUUCUGUAUAUAUUUCAUUUAAAUACAGAUCUUGAGAAGCUGUGGAAGCAUCCAUCUCAAUCAGGGUUCAAGGCAAAGGUGAGGGUCCCAAGGCUGAAAGGUGGAAGAAUGGGGGUGUUUGCCACACGAUCUCCACAUCGUCCGUGCCCCAUAGGACUCACAGUUGCAAAGAUAGAAGCUGUCCAGGGAAAUAUGAUUUUGCUUUCUGGGGUGGAUCUGGUUAAUGGAACUCCAGUGCUUGAUAUCAAGCCUUAUGUACCAUACUGUGACAGCAUCCAGGAAGCUUCAGUGCCAAAUUGGUUGAUGGAGGAUAACUUACUUUCAGUAGCUUCUAUUAGCUUUGCGGAGGACUUCACUUCAUCACUUGAGAAUUGCUGGACAAUGACAGAAAAGAAGUCACUCUAUGCAUCACCAGGUGAGUUCCAAAGCUUAAUAAAGCAGGUUCUUUCAUGGGAUAUCCGGUCAGUGAGUCAACGAAAUCGCCCUCACGAUGCACUCUUGACAAAAGAAAAGGAUGAACUAUUAGGUGGUACUACUACUUAUGAUGUAGAUGAGCACCAAGAUGAAACUGCUUUAGUCCAUGAAAGAGAGCAGAGUUCUCUAAACUCUAAGGAAGUAAUUUAUCACCUCAUUUUGGAGGGACUUGAUGUCUCCUAUAGAAUUGACCACUAUGGUAAUGUAAUUGUAGAAAAGGUGUCAACUUCUACUGUCUUGGACAAUAAGACCAAUUCCUACAAUUAAUUUAACUAAUAACUUAUUAAAUUUGAUUUUCGUUUUUUUUACUUUAAUGAAAAUGUUUUUGCUCUUUUAGAACAAAUUCUAUUAAAGAAGGAACUUUCUUGGA